UUGGUCUCUGCCUAUGGCGAUGUCCAUCAUCCACCGUGGGACUGGGGUCGCAAUGAGUCUAGGGGUGUCUCUCUUUGGCUUGAGUGCCCUCAUUCUUCCAGGCCAAUUUCCUGACUAUCUGGACUUUGUCAGGUCCCUUAACGUGCCAGCGGCUCUCAUCUACUCGGGGAAGUUUGCCCUGGCUUUCCCCUUGACCUACCACACCUGGAACGGGAUCCGGCACCUGGCUUGGGACAUGGGCAAAGGAUUCAAGAUCCCCCAGGUCUACCAGUCCGGCGUCUUGGUUCUGGUGCUGACGGUUUUGUCUUCCAUCGGGAUUGCGGCAAUGUGAAGUCUGGAAAGGCGGGGGGGGCAGGGGGGUCCAUCCCUUAGCCCCCCCCACCCUCUGAAGUCUUCUGCUCCUCGACAUCAUGAACAUUUUUUGAUUAAUUGAGGUCUCAUGGGGGAGACAGCAUGGGGUGGAGGGCAGGGCGAGCCCUUCCCCAGGUUGGGUGCACAGCUGUAAACUGAAACGAAGCUGUUCUUCGCAGGAUGAUUGUAGACCCUCCCUCUGCCAUGCCCUGUAGGUUGAGGGCACCUUCCCCGAGAUGGAAUACACCAGACGCCCGAUUGGCUAGGGAUGCCCAGGUAGUGAUUGGCUCAGACGCCACCGUACCCAGAAUGCAUUGUGAGUCACUGCUCAUCUCUGGCUCCCCUCUUUUCCAGCCACCCUCCUGAAGCUGGAGACAAUACAAGGCUUUGUACCCGGUUGGGGGAGGAGGGCGCACUGGCAGCGCAGCGGGUGAGCGAGCGUGUGGGUAUAUUUCUAAAAGGACAACUGUCCCCAUUGAUGGCUGGCAGCGAACGCAAGCAAGGCCACCUCCAGCGACCGUCCAGUGCCUCCGAGCAGCGGCGGUCAGGCUUCGGGCCUGUCGCUCGUUGGCUCUGCCACCUCUCGUUGCCAUGACAACGUGCUGACAUGUCGCAUUGCUUUCUUGGUAGGUGUGGGUCACUGGCCAGCCCUAUGAAACACCAGCAUGCAGGGCAAAGGGAAGGAAGCGAUGUACUUUUGGGGUAGGGGAUUGGGGCACGGUCUCUGUUGGCCCUAAAUUUGGGGGGGUGGGGGAACAGGACGGCCCAGCCAGGCCUGCUUCAGAUCUUUUUGCGCUUCCUCAGUUUUCGUCUGACCAGAGCCGUCCCCGUAGACAGUCCUGGCCAAGCAAGACGGCUCUCUCUGACAAAUGUGCCUCCGUUAACCGUCCGCUGUCAAAACGCUAAAACCCUUCCUCUCUCCUCGAACCCCACAACCUCCCUCCGGGGCUGCCAGGGCCGUAGUUUCGGGGAUGGGCUAUUUUGCAAAGCGGAUGCCCUUUCUAGUAAUAAACUGGCCUCAGGCGUUCACGGGGCAUGGCAGAGCUGCUGGUCUGGUCUUUUGUAUGCUUCCAAAUAAAAACAGUUACAAA
Molecule: messenger RNA, 1442 nt
Organism: Gekko japonicus
Lineage: Eukaryota; Metazoa; Chordata; Lepidosauria; Squamata; Gekkonidae
Gene: SDHC
Product: succinate dehydrogenase complex subunit C
Exons: 3
Biological process (GO): mitochondrial electron transport, succinate to ubiquinone; tricarboxylic acid cycle
Cellular component (GO): membrane
Molecular function (GO): electron transfer activity; succinate dehydrogenase activity
Source: RefSeq, a predicted model, not a curated record